CAGCGGAGGAUUCAAACGGAACAUGGCUGCAGGCACAGAUGUCGAUGAAAACACAAAAAAUACAAGAGGAACAGUGAACAGUAUGGUGACCAAUAUAGAAGAAUCCCCAGGGGGCUCCCGAGCUGGCCGACCACCAGUCAUCUUCAACCCAGACUUUUUUGUUGAGAAACUCCGCCAUGAGAACCCUGACGUUUUCCUGGAGCUGGUGUUAAGUAACAUCACUCGGCUCAUUGACCUUCCUGGUACAGAGUUUGCUCAGCUCCUUGGUGAGGAGGGCCCGAAGACGCCAACCAGUGGAAAUGGAGGCUUUUUCCGCUCUUUCAACUUCCUCAAACGUAAAGAUAAAGGUGUUGUGUUUGGAACCCCUCUGACAGAGAGCUGCAUCGCCCAGAUCUACCAGCUCAUAGAGUACCUCAGCAAAAAUCUGCAUGUGGAGGGUUUGUUCCGGGUGCCAGGGAACAGUGUUCGGCAGCAGACUUUGAAGGAGCUCCUCAACAGCGGGAAUGAUGUCGACCUGGAUUCUGGAGACUUUCACCCCAACGACGUGGCCACACUGUUAAAAACAUUCCUAGGAGAGCUGCCGGAGCCCCUGCUCACACACAGACACUUCCACGCACACCUUAAGAUUGCAGAUAUGACCCUGUUUGAUGAACAAGGCAACAAGACUACAAUUCCCAACAAGGAGCGACAGAUAGAGGCCCUUCAGCUUCUCUUCCUGCUCUUACCUCAGGCCAACCGCUCACUGCUCAAGCUGCUGCUGGAUCUGCUCUACUACACGGCCAAGCAGCAGGACAAGAACAAGAUGUCGGCCUUCAACCUGGCGCUCAUGUUUGCCCCCCACGUCCUCUGGCCCAGACAUAUGACGGCCGGUGACCUGAAGGACAAUCUGAAGAAGCUAAAUAACAGCAUGGCCUUCCUUAUAAAACACUCACAAAAACUCUUCAAGGCUCCAAUCUACCUGCGGGAUUACGCUAAAGUUCACUUCACUGGGACCAAGGCUCUGCAGACCAAAGAUGAUCUGGAGCUUUUGGCGGCGGGCAGCUGUAUUGCUCAGCGGAGAGGGUUGCCUCUGAAGAGGUCAGCUGUUCCCAUGGGCCCCUGCUCUCAGGAGCAGUGUCAAUCACCGGCUCAACAGUACACGGAGGAGGCCCUGAAGGAGCUCUUCAGACACGUCCACCACAACAUGCCUGACUCGGCCAAGAAGAAGAAGCUCGUCAGACAGUUAGUCAAACAGACGACCUCGGAGACACCUACUAAUGAGAAACAGCAUGGCCCCCCAGCCCCCAGCAAGAAACAUCCCCGCUCGCGAUCCUUCGGUGGACUAAUUAAGCGCAAAGCUCGUGGUGAGCAGCUGACUGGAGAGGGGCGGGUAAGACACAUCUCCCCCGAUACCGUCACAAGAACCAGAAGGAAAACUGGCAAAGAGAACGUCAUCCUGCAAGCUGUUAACAGCCCACUGAAUGGUCCUGUGUUGGGAAAGGCAGGGCUGGUUGUAAAAAACCCAGAUUUUACUUUCUAUAAGGACAAAGCUCUGAAGGUUUCUAAGCAGGACUCUCCUUCUGUUACCAGGACAUAUUUCUCUCCUGCUUAGGAGAUCUAAGUGGAUCAAACUGACUCCUUCUCCUCUUCUCAGACAGGACAUGAGCAGUAUUAAUAUCAUUAUUCCUCAUUGUGUUUUAUUUGAGUCAGUCUAUUUUAAAUGUGACUAAUAUACAGCAGCGUCAGUUUGUGUCAGAGCAGCCAAACCAAAGCAAAGAACUUUAAUUUGCUUUUAUAUGCCCCAAAUAAAAAGAGCCAUCAUAGUGAAGAGACAUUUUGAAUACAUUAAGGUAUCAUGACCUCAAUACGUGAUGAUGCUUAAUGUUUUCAUGUAUAGAAUACUUUCAGUCUCAGUGGUUUGUCUUCAACCCUGAGAAAAUAUUAAAUCUAUUAAUGACACUUUUAAUGUUAUUUUAGUUUAGUUUUGAAACCAGGAUAUGGUCUGAGAUUAAAAUUACUUUUUAACCUUUCUAUUUAAUUUAUUAAAACUUUGUAUUUAGUUUUGCUUGUUUUCUGUAAAUAGAUGUGAGAUGACUCGAUGUAGGGCUGAGUUUUAUUCAUUGCAAUCAUGUAUGACCUUAUUACAGUAACAUCUUGGCAAAAUCAGAAUCACCUGAUCGACUGAAAAAUCACGUUUUAAAUAUGCUGAACUUCUUUUACAUGAGCUUAAAUUCUCAGAUGAAUUACUGUUGAAUUUUUAAAAUAAUUUAUGAGCUAUUACCGUUAAAUCAAUAUGUAUCAGUUAUGAAGCCUUCAAAAAUGUGCCCCACAGAGGGCGCUAUUGCAUCAAUGUUAACUUCACGAAAAGAAGAAAACACUAAGUCUCAAUUUUAUUUUUCAGUUUGUGGACGGGUCCCUCAGAGUCAUGUGGAUUAUUAAUUCAGCCGUCUUUGAACACCUCAUCUAUGUAGUAAAUGACUAAACUUAAACAUACUUUUUGUUAUAAAGACCUGAAACAAGGCACAGAUAUUAAUGCUGUUGGCUUAAAACUUAAAACAAUUGAAACUUCUGUGCUAGAACGCCGGUCCAGCAGAGUCUUAAACGUUGUAAUCAAACUUUAUCCUGGGUCUUUGCUUUGGUUUGGCUCAGCUGGCCUCAGACCUGCUUGUGCCAGUAAUCACUUCAAUUUGUUUUUCAAGCUACUGUAUCAGUGUCCAUGACCACUAGCAAGCUGUGCUAACAGUCUGCUGUAGAGUGUAGAAUAUACAUGUUGUACAGUAUUUGUGUGUCUGUGUGUGUGUUAAGUUUUUUUUUUUAGACUUAUUGGGAACUUCGGCAGUUGGUACGAUAUUUGUUAACACUUCGGUAACUGGAUCUUUGUGUGUUGUACAGAAUCAGUGAGCAGGUCACUUUAUUGUUUAGUGCUUCUUUUUUUAUGCAAACAGGACAAAAUGAAUAAUUGCCUUUUUAUUUUUAACGCAGUUUAUUAUGAUACAUUUUUUUGGACCCUUGUUUCUGAAUCUGCCAAAUGUGAAAUGUUACAAUCCCAGAAUGUCUCAUGAAACUGGACAUCUUUUUUAAAAACAUUGUUUUCUUUUUUUAACUAAUGCCCGACACGUUGUUUGACAUUUAAAGAGGAUAAGCGAUUUGUUAUGUUGAUGAGUCAAAGUAAGGUCAGUUUACGUUGUUGAAUUGAGCAGAAAUCCGUUAAGAGUCAAGUCUUCUCUUUUUCUGAACUUGUGAGUUAUUUCUACUAUUUAAAAUGUAGCCUGAAGGGGCCACAUUCUUGGUACAUUAAGAGUCUGAGUAAAGAAAACAGGCCCGUUACAGUUAUUCAUGUUGACUUUAUUGAGUGCUAUUCCAGAAUAUUGAUGAGACCUUUUAUUAGACGGUGAUAAUAUGAAGUCAUUCAGUGAUUCUCAGGAGGAAAGUUAGAGCAUUGAGAGGUUUCUGAUAGAGAGGACCACCAAAUGUCUCGAAAAACCACGUUUGGUUUUAUGAUAAUACACUGCUUUACAAAACACCACAAAGUAAGCUUAAUGUAUCAAAUGCAUCCAUGAUUUUUUUAGUGCACCAAGAGUCUUUGCUUAACACUGUCUGUGCCAUCUGAUUCACAUACAGUACAGAAACACCUUACAAAGGACAUACAUCUCUUUCCCAUAACUCUUUCCUUUCUUAUCAUCUCUGGUAUGUAAAUGUUUGGUCCGUCCUCAAGAAGCCUACAUGCUGAUCAAAUCACAGAAAAAUGGUGGGUUUGAUCUUUUAAGAAAAGGUUCAAAGUAAAAAUGUUAAUAUUUGAGGUUGUGCAGAUUUUAUUUCCCUUAGCUUGACUCUUCAUGGCUUGACUUAACUGAUUUCUGCUCAAUUUAGUUUUUUAGAAAGGUACAUGUGCACCAGUAACAGUUCCAAAUAUUCAGCCCUGACGAGGUCAAUGAUUUUCCAAAAAUGUGAAGUUCUGACUGGAGUAAAUGUAUGUUUCUGAACUCAGCUGUAGGUUAGCUUCAUUGUUUAUUUGUGAAGUAAAUGAUGGUAAAAAGCUUCUUCUUUUAAGAUUUAUUUUAGGGCUUUUUAGGCCUUUAUUUCGAGAUAGUAUAGUGGAUUGAGUCAGAAACCAGUGAGAGGGAGAGAGUGGGGAACGACAUGCAGGAAAAAAGCCAAAGGUCAGAUUCAAACCCGGGCGGUCCGCUCUCUAGGAUUAAGCCUCCUGUAUGGUGCCUGUGCACUAACCAAUAGGAUACCAGCAAAGAUGUCUCCUUUAAGGGUGCAAAACUAUCCUUGUUAAGUGGUUCUUAGACCUUUUUUCCCCUCCCCUCAGUGUUCGGAGUCUGUUACUGGUGCAUCCUGUUUGUUUUGAAGGUGCUGUGGAAGUUGUUAUGAGGGGAUGAUUGAAAGUGGUUGUGAUGUGUAGAUGACAUGUCAGGUAAAAACACCUUACCUCCUUUGGUUUCACAGUAUAAUGUUGACUCCUGAAGAUCAUUUUGUACUGUGGUGACUACGUUAACUAUUUAAAAAAUGUGAGUACUAGAUCAAUCUGACUGAAUUCUUAAAGAAAGAAACAAGCUAUUGAAACUGAGCUCUCCGAGUGGUCUUAUCCUCCUUCACUGGGUCCCCGGCUUAUUCUUUUCAGCUCCUAAUGGACAUCUUUGAAUGGAGAGAAGUUUACAUUUUGUUGUUUUGUAAAAAAGAGAAGAAAAGAAAACAUAAAAAGUGCACCGUUUAUAUUUUGUCCAGCAAACAUCAGCAGUUUCUCUGUUUGCUGUGAAAUACUGUCUUAUGAAUCAGCCUUUUUUUGUUAAAGUCGCUGUGUUGCAUUAACUUUUUUUUUCUUACAUACAUGUGAAACACUAUUUUUUUUUUCCACUGGUAUCUAACUGUACUUAGGGGUGUAAGGGUUCACAGAGGUGUGGUUUUGGGGUCAUGGUUCAAUUAGAGUUCAACGGGAAAAAAGCAACAAAAAGUCCUGAAUUCAUCUUUCUAUGUUUCUCUAGUUUAUUUUGAACUGACAGUAGUGCAAGUUCCAGCUUGUGUUGUUUAGAACUUACCUGGGAUGGUUGGUACAACAUGGAGUGUAUUACACAUUCAAUACAAUAGAGGAAAACCAAAUAAUACAAAAUACAAAGCAACCUGAUAAAAAAAUAUCACUUAAUGGCUCCACUGUGUCAUCUCGCUAUGAUAUAUAUUAUUCUUUGUGGUUUUUUUGUGUCUGUUAGUUCGUUCUUAGUUUGCUGUUUAAAAGAGGUUAGCAAACAGUUUCAAGCAUUACCACCACACAUUAAUAUUUAUACCCCCCGUAUGGAUACUGCCGUGUGUGGUGGCCUUUUAUGACUUCAUGCAAAGAACCGUGACAUCCGGACCAUGGCGGUAUACACCGAUACAAAGCCCUUUACACCACUAGUACUUGUAGAUGGUGACUGAGGAGUUCUUCUGUACGAUGUGAGAGCACUUUGGUGAUGAAAGUACGUGAAUUUUGAGUCUCUUUAAUCUUUACAUUGAGUUGUUCGUUGCACUUCUGAAUGGGCAAAUGAGACAUGGAGAAACAUUUUCACACUGAAUGUGCAUUUUUUUUUUUAAAGGGGAAACUUUAAUCUUAUUAUUUUAGAACAUCUUUUUUUCAUUUUGUCAUGAUGAACUCAUCUGUGAAUGCUCUAGCAUCUGGUUCAAACUGUGGUCUCCUGUUUGUUUUUUUGUAAUCCCAUGUAAAAUAAGUUAACCUUGUACAGUUGUUUGCUUUUUUUGUCAAAACAUCCUCUUUUGGAUUAAAACUUUUUUUAUGUUUUCCUA
Labrus bergylta (ballan wrasse) is the source of this 5760-nucleotide messenger RNA. It is a transcript of the gene arhgap19, whose product is annotated as Rho GTPase activating protein 19. Gene Ontology annotation, cellular component: cytoplasm. Gene Ontology annotation, biological process: signal transduction; regulation of small GTPase mediated signal transduction. The record is from RefSeq and is a predicted model, not a curated record. NCBI's taxonomy places the organism in Eukaryota, Metazoa, Chordata, Actinopteri, Labriformes, Labridae. Gene Ontology annotation, molecular function: GTPase activator activity.